ACAAAACAGAAAGUUCCAUCCAAAUGAGAAUGCUUUAUGCGCCCCCAAUUCCAAAAAAUAGAAACCAUGCAAUGCCACAAUUGCAUGCUAUAAAAAUAGCCAUUUAAUCUGCAUAAUCUUCCCACACACAUCAUUCAGUUCAACUCUGAAGUCUCAUAUCAUAUCUAAAUCCUUUUAUCUCUUUCUCUCCAAACUAACACUCUUACUACAAGGAACUUAUUCAUCCAAUCCUACAAUAUCAUGGCAAGCACCAAUUCUAGUGUUCCAUCUCACAUAAAAGCUUGGGUGUACUCAGAAUAUGGGAACAUAGAAGAGGUUCUCAAGUUUGAUCAAAAUGUACCUACACCACACAUCAAGGAAGCCCAAGUGCUCAUGAAGGUUGUGGCUGCUGCCAUUAAUCCCGUAGAUUACAAGAGGGCUCUUGGCCAUUUCAAGGACAUCGACUCUCCUUUACCCACUGCACCGGGGUAUGAUGUUGCUGGGGUGGUGGUUAGAGUGGGAAAUCAAGUGAAGAAAUUUGAAGUUGGAGAUGAAGUUUAUGGCGAUAUCAAUGAGAUUACUUUGGACCAUCCAAAGACUAUUGGCUCUUUGGCUGAAUACACUGCUGUUGAAGAAAAAGUAUUGGCUCACAAACCCUCCAAUUUGAGUUUUGUGGAAGCUGCUAGCCUCCCUUUGGCAAUCAUAACUGCUUAUCAAGGACUUGAAGCUGCUGAGUUCUCUGCUGGCAAAUCUAUUCUUGUUCUUGGAGGUGCUGGUGGAGUUGGCUCACUUGUUAUUCAGAUCGCUAAGCAUGUGUUUGGUGCAUCUAAGAUAGCAGCUACUGCUAGUACUGGCAAACUGGAAUUGUUGAAGAACUUAGGAGCAGACUUGCCUAUUGAUUACACAAAGGAGAAUUUUGAAGAAUUGGCAGAGAAGUUUGAUGUGGUGUACGAUGCUGUAGGGCAAAGUGAGAGGGCAUUGAAGGCUGUUAAAGAAGAGGGUAAAGUUGUGACAAUAUUGCCACCUGGAACUCCACCAGCCAUCCCAUUUUUGCUCACUUCAGAUGGAGCUUUGUUGGAGAAACUGAGACCUUACUUGGAGAGUGGAAAGGUGAAGCCAAUACUGGAUCCUAAGAGCCCCUUUCCAUUUUCUCACACAGUGGAAGCAUUUUCCUACCUCAAGACUAAUAGAGCCACUGGCAAAGUAGUCAUACAUCCCAUUUCAUGAUAUGCAUGCAUAAUGCCAAUUUCUUUGGCCUUAUAAGUUCUUUACUUUGGGUAUUUCCUAUUUGAGUUUGUGUAUUGUAAUAAACCUCUCAGAGAUGUGGUUGCUUCUUGUGGUAUAAGUUUUUAAUUACCUG
Messenger RNA from Cajanus cajan (pigeon pea), 1339 nucleotides. Its product is annotated as 2-methylene-furan-3-one reductase. Gene Ontology annotation, molecular function: oxidoreductase activity, acting on the CH-CH group of donors, NAD or NADP as acceptor; zinc ion binding. The record is from RefSeq and is a predicted model, not a curated record. NCBI's taxonomy places the organism in Eukaryota, Viridiplantae, Streptophyta, Magnoliopsida, Fabales, Fabaceae.